Molecule: messenger RNA, 2191 nt
Organism: Rhineura floridana
Lineage: Eukaryota; Metazoa; Chordata; Lepidosauria; Squamata; Rhineuridae
Gene: TMEM221
Product: transmembrane protein 221
Exons: 3
Coding region: 1-912 (303 amino acids)
Source: RefSeq, a predicted model, not a curated record
AUGCCCUCCUCCGCGUACGGGCAGCGCGCCCUGGGCGCACUCGUGCUCUUCGGCACCGCGGCCGGCUUGAUGGCCGUCUUGGCCUCCCUGCUCGUCUUCCAGAUCCAGGCGGGGCGCCGGGCGGACGCGGCGGGCGCCGGGGGCUCGCCGGAGGGAGCCAGCCGGGUGCUGAUGCCGCUGUCGGCCGUCCUGGCCUCGCUCUGCUUGGUGCUGAGUCUCAGUUGCCUCCUGCUGAGUCUGCUGCACGGCUACUGCGGCGCGGAGCGGUGCGCGCCGCCAGGGGGCGCCCUGGGGCCGGACAGAGGCGACUGGUUCCUUGUGGACAGCCGUAAGGUGCGCCAUGUGGCAGUCGGCUUGUUUUGCUGUGGGGUCUCGGCCUACCUUGCAGCCCUCUCUAUGUAUAUGCUGGUGCAGUUUGAAACCGAAACGGGGAUCACAAGUGCAUGCGUCCUGUCAUCGGGCAUUGUGGUCUUGUUCAUCACGGUGACCCACACUCUGAUCCGGGCCGGCAAAGCCACAAGACUCAGCCAGGGAGAACUCUCACACACCCUCUACGAAAACGACUCGGCCCGCAGCGAGGAACUGCCCACCGCUCCCCUUGACAACUCCAAGAGCGUGCCCGCUGCCCCCCGGCCGCGCCCAGAGAUCCACCGUGAGUUUUCGUACCCACCGUACGUCGAGCAGAAGUCCCACCUCACCACCCCGGUGAGCAGCGACGUCACCUCCUCGGGGAGCACAGAGCGGACACCUGAGAAAGAUUCCUACAGCGUGCCCAGGAUGCACCGGACCCUCUCAGCGGAGUCUGGUCUUCUACAGCUGCACGGGAAGUUCUGGAACGGGGUCACGCAAGAAAUGAGGAACGUCCUGUCCCGGAAACAGGCCGGCGCAGGGAAAGACUCGACCUUGGUGUGAAAAAAACCUCACAGAUGAGUAAACUUGUCUUGGUGGCGGUCUCUGGGAACCUGCUAGCCCUUGGUAGGCUCCCUGCCUCUCAGGACAUUUAGUUCUUCAGCGUUUAUGGAACUGACUGCCACAAGGUGGUGGCUGCUUGCUGAGACAGCAUUGAAAGAGGCCUUGGAAGAUUCCAUGGAGCAUAAAAGUUGGUGCAGUCGAUAGCUACUUGUGAUGGAUCCUCCAGCAUUAGAGGCAUAUACCACUGAACAGCAGUCGCUGGGGAGGGGCAGGGAUAUGGAAGGGCUUUGUUUGGGGGGCAUCCCAGAGGCCUCUGGCUGGCCACUGUGAGGAACACAGUUCUGGAGUGGACCUUUGGUCUGAUUCGCAGGGCUCUCGUGUCAAUGAUGGAGAUCCUGUUGCCCCCCAGAUACUGUUGGGCUCCCAACUCCCCUCAGCCAGCAUGGCCAAUGGUCAGACAAUGGGAGCUGGGGGUCUGAACACAUGGGGGGCUACAGAUUCCUCCUCUCUGUCCCGGCUUAAUUGCAGAGCUCAGGGGUAGGGAACCUCAGUCCUGUAGGCUAAACGUGGCCCUCAGGACUCUUUCCAGGCCCCCCACCCCUCACUGACCCUGUUUCCUUUAUGGUUUUGGCCUGCCUGGGAUGUGCCCUUGAAAAAGUGGGGUCAAGUCCAGGAAGCCUCCUCACCCUGAUGCACACAUAGAUCUAGGCCCCGGUGUUAAUAUCGAGAAGGCUUUUCGAAAAAUUGAACGCCUGUGAUGCAUCUGGAAGAGAUUUUGACAUCAAACUGGACUAGAACUUUGAUUUGGAUUUCUGCAUUGUGCAGGGGGUUGGACUUGAUGGUCUUAUAGGCCCCUUCUAACUCUACUAUUCUCUGAGUCUAUGAGAGCCUUGAAAAAACACAGGCACGUACACACAAGCUUUUUCAGCUCCAGGGGACCAUUUCCUGACUCCUCCUAUUCCACAACCUCUAGUUUGGUGAACCCAGAGGAACAAUUUGGCUCAUGGUGGGCAGGUAUUGUGUGUGUGAGUGCCCGUGUCUGAUGUGUUAUGCAAUCAUUUCAUGCUAGCAAGGUGUAACCCGGGCACGACCAACCUAGAUGGGCCGAUGGUAUGACUCGGCAUAAGGUAGCUUCCUAGAUUCCUGUUUCAAUCAGAAUCAUGAGGACCAGGAUCUUAACUUUAUUUUUUAAUGGAACAGUUGCAGCUGCAUGCAAGAGCCCCACUAGAGGCUAGAGCACAGUUCACUCUCUCGAGCCAUUGCAAUAAACGUUCUUUAG